Cynara cardunculus var. scolymus (artichoke) is the source of this 1884-nucleotide messenger RNA. RefSeq names its product exocyst complex component EXO70A1-like. Bases 1 to 1884 code for a protein of 627 amino acids. Gene Ontology annotation, biological process: exocytosis. The transcript has 11 exons. Gene Ontology annotation, molecular function: phosphatidylinositol-4,5-bisphosphate binding. The record is from RefSeq and is a predicted model, not a curated record. Gene Ontology annotation, cellular component: exocyst. Lineage: Eukaryota; Viridiplantae; Streptophyta; Magnoliopsida; Asterales; Asteraceae.
AUGGAAACCCUACGUGACAGGGCCACUACCAUGAAGAAUUGUCUUGCAAGGAGUCAGGUAAUCACCGAUAGCAUCACCGCUAUUCUCGGUUCCUUCGAUAUCCGCCUCUCCGCCCUCGAAACCGCCAUGCGUCCAACCCAGAUAAAAACGCAUUCAAUGAGAAGGGCACAUGAGAACAUCGAUAAGACAUUGAAGUUCGCCGAUACCGUUUUAAUCCAAUUUGAUCUUGCUAAACAGUGCGAGAGUGUAAUUUUGAGAGGCCCCCAUGAAGAUUUGGAGAGUUAUCUAGAAGCAGUUAAUCAGCUGAAACGCGUCGUUCGCUUCUUUAGUUCCAAUAAAAACCUCAAGAGCAGCAUUGGGGUAAUUACUCAGGCCACAACCUUGCUUCAAAAAGCUUCCUUGAUGCUCGAAGAAGAGUUCCGGUCGCUAUUAUCAUUAUACAGUAAACCUGUGGAACCUGAUCGUCUUUUGGACUGCCUGCCUUCUUCUCUCCGACCAGCAGCACCAUCAACUGCUCAUCCUCAUGAAGGUGGCAGGAAACACGAGCACAAUAAGAAUUCAGAAACUGCUGUUUACAGCCCUCUGAUUCUCGUACCACCUAGAGUUAUACCAUUGUUGCAUGAUCUAGCUCAGGAAAUGUUUCAAACUGGCCAGCAACAGCAAGCAUUUAUUAUUUACAGGGAAGCCCGUUCUUCGUGUAUGGAGAACAGCCUUAAAAAACUUGGAGUAGAAAAGCUUGGUAAAGAUGAUGUCCAAAGGAUGCAGUGGGAGGUUUUGGAGGCUAAAAUAGGGAAUUGGAUUCAUUUUGUGCGAAUUGCUGUAAAACUGCUAUAUGCUGCUGAAAGGAAGGUAGCUGAUGAAAUUUUUGAAGGAAUGGAAUCUUUUAUGGAUCAAUGUUUUGUAGAAGCAACUGCAAGCAGUGUGUCUCUGCUCCUUAGCUUUGGAGAGGCUAUUGCCAAAAGCAAGAGGUCACCUGAAAAGUUAUUUGUCCUUCUUGAUAUGUAUGAGAUAAUGAAAGAAGUUCAACCAGAGUUCAAUUCGAUUUUCGCAAGUAUAUCUGGUGCUGAGAUGCGAGAAUCUGUUUCUGCUUUGACAAAGCGUUUAGCCGAGACAGCUCAAGAAACCUUCGUUGACUUUGAAGAAGCUGUUGAAAAAGAUGCCACAAAAACCGCUGUUCUUGAUGGAACUGUCCAUCCUUUGACUAGUUACGUUAUCAAUUAUGUUAAGUUCUUAUUUGAUUACCAGUCGACUUUGAAGCAACUUUUUCUGGAGUUUGAAGCAAUCGAUCCAGAUGCCCAACUGGCGAAAAUAACUACACGAAUAAUGCAAGCUCUACAGAAUAAUUUGGAUGGAAAAUCUAAACAGUAUAAAGAUCAAGCUUUGACUCAAAUAUUUAUGAUGAACAAUAUGCACUACAUUGUUAGAUCUGUGCGAAGGUCCGAGGCAAAGGAUAUGUUAGGCGAUGACUGGGUCCAAAUCCACCGAAGGGUUGUGCAGCAGCAUGCGAACCAGUAUAAGAGAAUUUCUUGGUCUAAGAUAUUACAGUGCCUCACGGUUCAGGUUGCUGGCGGUGAUGGAAAUAGCACCGCCGGAGUGUCAAGGGCAAUGGUGAAAGAAAGGUUCAAGACAUUCAAUACACAGUUUGAGGACCUACAUCAAAAGCAAUCUCAAUGGUCUGUUCCUGAUAGCGAGUUGCGUGAGUCCUUGAGAUUGGCUGUGGCCGAAGUCCUUUUACCUGCCUACCGAUCUUUCAAAAAACGUUUUGGACCCAUGAUUGAGGGCGGUAAAAAUCCAACAAAAUACAUCCGGUUCACGCCAGAGGAUCUUGAGCGAAUGCUGGCAGAGUUUUUCGAAGGGAAAACAGCACACGAACAAAAGCGGUAG